AUGAAGGAAAUUGUUCCUUUUGAUAUGUGGAUUGGAGAUAAGCAAAGUGUGAGUAAUUUCAGAGUAUUUGGUUAUAUCUGUUAUAAACAUGUUCGAGAUGCUACUAGAGAGAAGUUGGAUGAUAGAAGCAAGAUGAUGUUACUAAUGGGGUAUCACAGUACAUGUGCUUAUAAGCUUUAUUGUCCAUUCACUAAUAAGGUUGAAGUCAGUAGAGAUGUUGUUGUGAAAGAGUCAAAAUUAUGGGAUUGGAGCAAGUCUCAAUCCAACUUUGAAGGCGAGAUUGAUUAUGAGGAAGAAUUUGAUUCUAAUCCAGAUUCUGGUGGUGAUUCAUAUUAUGGUGAUCCAGAUUUUGAUGGUGAUUCUGAUUCUGAUGGUGAUUCAUAUUAUGGUGAUCCAGAUUCUGAUGGUGAUUCAAAUUUUGGUGGUAGUCCAGAUUCUGGGAAUAUUCUAGAUUCUGAAGGUGGUCAUGCUUCCGAAGUCAGUACUUAUGGAGUUCCAACAUCUGAUAUUGUUCCAGAAUCAGAAGGUUCUGAACAAGUUCAAAGGCCACAAAGAAUCAAAAACAUUCCGAAAAGGUUUGCAGAGUUUGACAUGCUACAAGAUACUGAAGUAGAUUCUGAAGGGGAAGUUAUUCAGCGUGCCAUGUUAGUAGACUCUGAACCCGUGAGAAUGGAAGAAGCUCUCAAAGAAUAA
Molecule: messenger RNA, 693 nt
Organism: Lathyrus oleraceus (garden pea)
Lineage: Eukaryota; Viridiplantae; Streptophyta; Magnoliopsida; Fabales; Fabaceae
Exons: 2
Coding region: 1-693 (230 amino acids)
Source: RefSeq, a predicted model, not a curated record